UUUUUGUGGGCGCGAGAGCGAAUAUAGGAAGAGGCGUAGAAGGGUUCUUCCACAUUUUGUCCCAAUUCUGAGUCAUGCGAGAACCUGUUGCUUCAAACAAUGUUGCUUUAGCAGACCCUUUUGAACCCAUCGCCAUGAAUGCAUCCCAACUACCACCUUCCAAUCCCCACAUGUUCCUGGAGAACGACUUCACUUCCGCCUCAUGCUCUUUUCCCCAGCAAUCGACUUCAUAUCAAACAACGAAUUUCGUACCAUCUUUAGCCAACUCCAAUAUAAUGCCACCCAUUGGACCACUGCCAUCAACCAAAUCAGACCACCAAAUGUCCGGAAUGUACUCGAGUAGCGGGUUUGAUAUGCUCUCCGUACUUGCCCGACUUGCCAACAGACCGAACCCGCAAAUCGACCUCGGUCCUGUCGAUUUAUCUUGCAGUUUUGUUGUGGCCGAUGCCAGACAAUACGAUACACCAAUCAUAUACGUUUCUCCCAUGUUCGAGCGAAUGACUCUUUACUCUGCGUCGGAGGCAAUGGGACUCAACUGCCGAUUUUUACAAGCCCCUGAUGGACAUGUUGCCAAAGGCACAAUACGAUCAUACACUGAAGAUACAUCUGUACUACAUAUCAAACAGCAUAUGAUACAGGGGAAGGAAUCGCAAGCUAGCCUUGUCAAUUAUAAGAAAGGCGGUCAGCCUUUUGUAAACCUUGUCACCGUCAUACCACUUACUUGGGAUAACGAUGAAAUUGCAUAUUUUGUUGGCCUUCAAGUCGAUAUGGUCAGGCAACCAGAGUCGAUAUUAGAGCGCAUGAGGAAUGGAACGUAUGUUGCAAAUUACCAUACAAUUACAAUCCCCCCAACAAUACCAUCAACAACCACAACUAUAACAGAAAGCCAAGAUGCCGGCGAUGGUCCUCUGGAGUACUAUCGUCCUGAUAUUGUUGUUCCUAGCAACCAAAUACCUACCCUCAACCAUUACAAUCAAUUCGAUACACCGGUUCAGCAAAAAGAACUUCCUCAAAUUCAGCCUGCUAACAUGAUUAAGGAAUCGCCAUCAUCACGCGCCACAAAACGCCAAAGAACUACACAUGGUAUCAUCGACAUCCUUUUGACCAAAAAAGCAGAGACAGAAUCUUUGAAGAGACAAUGGAACCAAGUUGUUCUGGAGAACACCAACGCAUUUGUACAUGUCCUUUCCUUGAAAGGCAUUUUCCUUUAUUGCUCGCGGGCAACGAGCAAGAUCCUUGAAUACGAUCCAUCCGAACUCUUGGGUACAUCCAUCAGCAAGCUUAUUCACCCUUCAGACGUCAUUCCUGUUAUGAGAGACCUGAAAGAAUCCUCCAACUCCAAAGUACCUAUCAACCUUAUAUACAGAAUCAAACGAAAAAUAUCUGGUUAUAUGUGGAUAGAAUGCCAUGGACGAUUAGAUCUCGAACAAGGAAAAGGCAGGAAAUGCGUCAUUCUUUCUGGACGCGAACGUCCGGUGUAUGAAUUGGGACGACAACGGGUCAGCACAGCCAUCACUUCUAGCGAACACCAAGAUUUCGGCGAUAAUGAAUUCUGGGGAAAGCUUAGUGUUGACGGGUUGUUCCUUUAUGUCACCUCGUCCUCCGAGCGGGCCGUUGGCCUGAAAAGCGAAGAUUUCAAUGGCCUUUCUAUCUUUCAAGUCACAAGACAUGAGGAAGCUGCUGAAAUUGCUGAUGCGCUGCAGCAAGUAAGAACGGGUGAAGCAGUCAACAUACGCCAUCAUAUUCGCAAUAACGAGAACGAAGAAACAUUGGUGGAUACAUGCUUCUAUCCAGGCAACACUGCGCAAGAAAAUGACCAUCCACCAUUCAUCCUGAUUCGCGUUGUCAAUAGCGAAGCCGAGCCAGCUGACAGUCUAACUGUAGCUAACAAAGUCGAGUCCCUCGAAGCAGACGUUGGCUGUGGGUUUGAUUCAGAUUAUGAAGAUGGUCAUGAGUCCGAUCACAGUGGCGAUUCCGGGUCCACGUCCGAAGAAAGUGUUGGUAUACCAGAGGCUACCAUCGAGGAAAAUCUAUUCAAUGAACUGGAAACCAGUCGCAACACUAGCUGGCAAUUUGAAAUGCAUCAAAUGCGAUUAAUCAACAAGCGUCUACGUGAAAAAAUACAUCGACUGUCGAAACGAUCCACUUUGUAGAAAUCGAAAGAGGCUAAUGAACCCCUCCUGUUGUAUAAAAAUUGAACAUGUAUCAUGAGACUUACUACCUUCGUGUGCAUCCAUCUGUGAAUCCUUCUAAUGAACUCUAUAGUAAUUUUUUUUCUUUAUGUAAUGAAUAUCUGCCACCUUUUGUAAUAAA
This is a messenger RNA of Umbelopsis ramanniana AG, 2313 nucleotides long. RefSeq lists its product as uncharacterized. Gene Ontology annotation, molecular function: protein binding. The coding region runs from base 75 to 2153 and encodes 692 amino acids. NCBI's taxonomy places the organism in Eukaryota, Fungi, Mucoromycota, Umbelopsidomycetes, Umbelopsidales, Umbelopsidaceae. The transcript has 4 exons. Gene Ontology annotation, cellular component: nucleus. The record is from RefSeq and is a predicted model, not a curated record.